AUGCUGGGAUCUGAACGUGGUGUUGUGGAAGAAUGGUUAUCAGAAUUCAAGGCAUUACCUGACACUCAGAUCACUAAUUAUGCAGCAACUUUACACCGGAAAAAAACAUUGGUACCAGCCCUCUACAAAGUUAUUCAAGAUUCAAAUAAUGAGCUCCUGGAACCUGUCUGCCACCAGCUGUUUGAGCUCUAUCGUAGCUCUGAAGUUCGACUUAAGAGGUUCACGCUGCAGUUCUUGCCAGAAUUGAUAUGGGUUUAUUUACGGCUUACAGUUAGCCGAGACAGACAGAGUAAUGGUUGCAUUGAAGCACUUCUGUUAGGAAUUUAUAAUUUGGAAAUUGCUGAUAAAGAUGGAAACAAUAAAGUUCUGUCUUUUACUAUCCCUUCUUUAUCUAAGCCUUCAAUAUACCAUGAGCCCUCAACAAUUGGAUCCAUGGCUUUGACUGAAGGGGCAUUGUGUCAGCAUGACCUCAUCAGGGUUGUUUAUAGUGAUCUUCAUCCUCAGAGGGAAACAUUCACUGCACAGAACCGGUUUGAAGUCCUGAGUUUUCUUAUGUUGUGUUAUAAUUCUGCUAUUGUGUAUAUGCCUGCUUCAUCUUAUCAAUCUCUUUGUCGGAUGGGCUCCAGGGUUUGUGUGAGUGGGUUUCCACGGCAACAUGAAAAACACUGGAAAGAACUCUGUGGUCGAAUAGUAUUGGAUCCCGAAUUUAUGGUGCAACUUCUCACCGGCGUUUAUUAUGCCAUGUAUAAUGGACAGUGGGACCUUGGCCAGGAAGUUCUUGAUGACAUUAUUUAUAGAGCUCAGCUAGAACUCUUUUCUCAACCACUGUUGGUUGCUAAUGCAAUGAAAAAUUCAUUACCAUUCGAUGCUCCUGAUUCUUCACAAGAAGGCCAGAAAGUACUUAAAGUGGAAGUCACUCCGACAGUGCCGAGGAUUUCUCGGACUGCAAUUACAACAGCUUCCAUCCGUCGCCAUAGAUGGAGGAGAGAAGGCGCUGAGGGGGUAAAUGGAGAAGAGGAGUCGGUAAACCUAAAUGAUGCAGAUGAAGGAUUUUCAUCAGGGGCUUCCCUCAGCAAUCAGCCAGUUGGGACCAAACCAUCCUCCUCUUCUCAGAGGGGAAGCUUAAGGAAAGUAGCAACUGGGCGUUCAGUCAAGGAAAAAGAAACCGCUUCUCCCAUCAAAUCCAGUGAAAGCCCCCGAGAUUCAGUAGUUCGCAGGCAGUAUGUACAGCAACCUCCUGAUCUUAGUGCAGAUUCGAUUGAGCUGACACCGAUGAAGAAACACCUGAGUCUGCCUGCUGGCCAGGUGGUGCCAAAAACCAAUAGCGUAAGUCUAAUCCGGACAGCCAGUGCUUCCUCAAGUAAAUCAUUUGACUAUGUAAACGGCAGUCAAGCAAGUACCAGCUUUGGGGUUGGCACUGAGGGAGUUACUAAUUUAGCAACUAGCAAUGCUAAUCGAUACUCGACUAUCAGUCUGCAGGAAGACCGGCUAGGUCAAGCUGGAGAAGGUAAAGAGCUCCUCAGCCCAGGCGCCCCCUUAACCAAGCAGUCUCGAUCCCCAAGUUUCAAUAUGCAGCUAAUAUCCCAGGUGUAG
Molecule: messenger RNA, 1593 nt
Organism: Pipistrellus nathusii (Nathusius's pipistrelle)
Lineage: Eukaryota; Metazoa; Chordata; Mammalia; Chiroptera; Vespertilionidae
Source: the annotation of a GenBank genome assembly